Molecule: messenger RNA, 423 nt
Organism: Gekko japonicus
Lineage: Eukaryota; Metazoa; Chordata; Lepidosauria; Squamata; Gekkonidae
Product: protein LDOC1-like
Exons: 1
Coding region: 1-423 (140 amino acids)
Source: RefSeq, a predicted model, not a curated record
AUGGAGGGGGCAGCUGGAGGCUCUGCAGACCUGGCAGAGUUACACCUUCAAGUGCAGCAAUUCAUGCAGGUGAUUGCUCACCUGCAGCAACAGCAAGUGCAGCAGCAAGCCACCACCACCACCACCAGUCCUCUGCCAAAAUGCCUGGUGAGUCCUCCCGAGAAGUUUGGCAAAAAUGUGGAGUUCCCUGAUUUUCUGGCACAGUGCCAGUUGUAUAUUAAACUGCGUGCCUGGGACUUUCCCACUGACAAAAUGAAGGUCUGCUUCAUUAUUAGUUUGUUAAAGGGGCAGGCAGCCAAAUGGGCUACCCCCCUGGUCGUGGCUCCACCUCCCCUGCUGUACAACUACUCUGGCUUCCUCGACCACCUGUUUGUUGCCUUUGCAAACCCGCAACAAGCAGCUGCAGAUAAUUGGAAAGUAUGA